CCGCCUGUCACGCACCCGCAAGCGCCACAGAACAUAUAGUCAUGGAUAUGCACGAUGUCGCUUCCAAGGUGCAGACGCUCGUUGCGUUGCGCCACUUUGUGGCUGCAUUCGACGCGGGCCAGGUAGCCUCCAAGCACGUUCAGCUCCGCGUCACACCGGACUCUGUGGUUGAUGUUGCUACGCGCGAGACGCUAUUUCUCAUCCAGCACAAACAGUACUCGCUGCACCGCCAGCGCACGCUGCUGGACGCACGUAACGAGCUUCCUGUGGCUACAUUGCGACUCGGCAUGUUCAAUCGGACACCGACCUACAGUGCCUAUCCUUCGACGGAUCACGAGGAGACUCCUUACGCCUUCAAGUUCACCGCUGACGACACCACGGUGCGCUCUGAGUUCACAGAUCUGGUCGGCGGCCAGCACUGCACCAUCGGCUGCGAUCCAUCCACGGAUGGCAGUGACUCGCUCAACUUUUGGCUCGUGCGCGGCUCGGGCGAGACGACCGACGUACAGCAAAUCAUCGCCCGACUCAAAUAUACGCACAAGGACCCUAAGACCCAGGAAGGUCAGAGCGUUGUAGUGGACGUGGCUGCCGGAGUGGAUCGCAUGAUGAUGAUCCUUAUCUGCAUCGGCCUACUGGACGAGGGGUUUGAAGAUGAGCACACGCAGAAGUAGCUUCGCAGAUUGUGGCUCAACACGUACACUCCUUGUUGUACGUGUAAUAUCCAAAUUACAGACUACAGUACUUGUA
Messenger RNA from Phytophthora infestans T30-4, 747 nucleotides. RefSeq lists its product as uncharacterized. NCBI's taxonomy places the organism in Eukaryota, Oomycota, Peronosporomycetes, Peronosporales, Peronosporaceae. The coding region runs from base 42 to 671 and encodes 209 amino acids. The transcript has 2 exons. The record is from RefSeq and is a predicted model, not a curated record.